Messenger RNA from Penicillium subrubescens, 1053 nucleotides. Its product is annotated as NAD(P)H-dependent flavin oxidoreductase. NCBI's taxonomy places the organism in Eukaryota, Fungi, Ascomycota, Eurotiomycetes, Eurotiales, Aspergillaceae. Bases 1 to 1053 code for a protein of 350 amino acids. The transcript has a single exon. Gene Ontology annotation, molecular function: nitronate monooxygenase activity. The record is from RefSeq and is a predicted model, not a curated record.
AUGUCGUUUCGCAACAUCUUCAACAGAACCCUCCCAUGGGUACAAUCACCACUCAUCGCCAACGCUCCCAUGAGCGGCGCAGCACUCAGCGAACUCGCCAUUGCCGUCAGCCGUGCUGGGGGACUCGGUCAAAUCGGUUUCUUGGAUGACAUGCACGAACUUUCAAACGAGCUACAGGUCGCGCGUGACAAACUACAAGACCUCAUGGCGACUCUUCCCGAUCCGCAAGUUUUACCAAUCGGAGUUGGCGUGAUAGUUUUCGGGUCCCCGAUGGAAGCAUGGAUGAGGCUUUUCAAGACUCACAAACCAGCCGUUGUUUGGCUUUCGUUCGCUGCGACAAAUCAACUUCAACAAUGGACCGAAGGAAUUCGUCAGGCAUCCCCAAAAACGCAGGUGUGGGUUCAGUUGGGCAGCGUGAAAGCAGCAUUGGACGUUGCCCAAGCCUGUCAUCCCGAUGCUUUGGUCCUACAAGGGAGUGAUGCCGGAGGUCACGGUCAUCAAGAUGGAGCUAGUAUUGUGAGCCUUGUCCCCGAAGUUACAGAUACACUCCUGCAGCAUGGAAUUAGCGACAUUCCCUUGAUCGCGGCCGGCGGGAUUGUUGAUGGCCGAGGCACUACCGCCGCACUAUCACUUGGUGCAUCUGGUGUGGUGAUGGGAACUAGAUUCUUAUCAGCGCCUGAAACACGCAUCCCACGAAUCUAUCGUGAUGCCAUCUUUAAGGCCUCCGAUGGCGGACAAGCCACGGCUCGAUCGCGGGUGUUUGACGAGAUGUGGGGGCCCAAUUUUUGGCCAAAGACCUAUGAUGGACGAUGUCUCCGGAAUAAGGUGUACGAUCGAUAUGUAUCAGGUGAAGAUAUUAAUCAAAUUCGGAAGUGGUUGUCCUCGGCAAUGAAUGAACCUGGAGCUGAGUCCCUGGAUGUUCACGACAUGGGCAGUUUAUGGGCCGGGACGGGUGUUGGCAUGGUGAAUACGAUGCAGAUGGCAGGCGAUAUUGUUCGGACAGUGCGAGAUGAUGUCAGGAAAGGAAUUGGAUCUCUUGUCGGAGAGUAUUGA